CUCCCUCAUCAAACCCUACUCCUAAUUCCCAUUUAGUCAACUCCAUACUCCCAUCUCGGUCUCUUCCUCGUCUAAGCAGCUACUUGGCGCUCUCUCUCUCUCUCUCUCUCCUCUCUCUCUCUCUUCCCCCCCUCUCUCCCCUGUACGUACACACACACACACACACACAUAUAUAUAUACACACAUAAUACGUACCCUUCUUCCUUGAUCUUCCGAUUUAGCAUCAUAAUCCAGUCAGUAAUGGACGGCGGCGGCCUGGCCGAGGCGCAGUACGUGAAGGCGAAGACGUCGGUGUGGUGGGACAUCGAGAACUGUCUGGUCCCCAUAGGGUGCGAUGCUCACGCCAUUGCCCAGAACAUAAGCUCCGCCCUCGUCAAGCUCAAUUACAAAGGCCCGGUAUCUAUCUCUGCCUACGGAGACACCACCAGGAUUCCUUCCUCUGUCCAGCAAGCUCUCUCUAGUACCGGGAUCGCCCUUAAUCACGUCCCUGCAGGUGUUAGAGAUGCAAGCGACAAGAAGAUUCUGGUGGACAUGUUAUUCUGGGCGGUGGACAAUCCGGCACCUGCUAACUAUCUGUUGAUUUCCGGAGACCGGGACUUCUCCAAUGCGCUGCAUCAGUUGCGCAUGAGACGAUAUAACAUCCUUCUAGCACAACCGCAGAAAGCAUCAGCACCGUUAAUCGCAGCUGCAAAGAGCUUAUGGCUCUGGACCAGUCUCUUGGCUGGGGGAUCACCGUUACCUGGUGCUCAUGCUAGCAGAGUUCAAAGCCCCCCAAACUUUCAGCAGCAAAGUUCAAACCCGAAGCAGACAUCUGCUAGUGAAUCCACGAAGGGCAAGAACAAAGGUAAAGGUGUAAAAGAUGGAAGUAAGAACCACAACAUACCGCAGACGAACCAUGAUGGAUCAGGCCAAAAAAACCAUAAUGGUACAGAUCCACGAAGUUCAAACCCAAAGCAGACAUCUGCUAGUGAAUCCACGAAGGGCAAGAACAAAGGUAAAGGUGUAAAAGAUGGAAGUAUCAACCACAACAUGCCGCAGACGAACCAUGUUGGAUCAUGCCAAAAAAACCAUAAUGGUACAGAUCCACUAAGUUCAAACCCAAAGCAGACAUCUGCUAGUGAAUCCACGAAGGGCAAGAACAAAGGUAAAGGUGUAAAAGAUGGAAGUAAGAACCACGACAUACCGCAGAGGAAACAUGAUGGAUCAAGCAAAAAAUGCCAUAAUGGUACAGAUCCACCUCCUAUUUCCUCUGGCAUUGAUACUUCGGAUGUUCCUCCUAAUGGCAUUUGGGGUACCCCAGGACACCCAGAACCUUCUGAUGUCCAAGUUCUUAUUGGAGUUAUCUUACUUGCCUUGAACACCCUAAGGAAUGAGAAAGUUAUGCCAACUGAAGAAAAUAUAGUUGGUUGUGUUCGGUGUGGAGAUUCUAAACAUCGGAAUACUGACGUAAAAAAGGUCCUACAUAGUGCCAUCCAGCAGCAAAUGAUAGUGAAGCAUGACUUGGGUAGUUCUGUGCAGUUGUACGUCAGUAAAAAUGAGAAGUUGUGGAAGUAUCUGAGCCCUCUUGGAGGUGAGCCAAAAAAUUAUUCCAACAAAACAUGGGCGGAGAUACAAAGGUUCUUAGGAUCCUCUGAAGGACAAUCUGCAAUACUGUCUUCUCGGUCCAGGUAUGAAGCAGGUCUGGUUAUGAAGCAAAUGUGCUUGAAAGAUCAUCUUCUGGGUGACAUACUCCGGAUUCUAAACCUUUUAAUAACCGCGAAGAAAUGGAUAGCACCUGAUCCAUCAGGAUGGCAACCAAUUAAAAUUACUCUUCCGGAUACAAAUCACACCAGUUCAGCAGUGAAAAAUGAUGAUGAUGGCUCUCCAUGCGAAUUGGGCAAGCUCUGAGGACAUUGGCAGUAUGAAGUGGUUAAUUGGUGAUAGGCCCCUUACCAAUUCGACAAAAUUUCCUUAGGAGUUGCCCCUUUAAAUUUAUGCCGUAUUUUCUACUAACCAAGUGCAACCUCUGCCAUCGUCUCAGAAGGUUCUCCUUGCAAUGAGGUAUUGCAUGCAGGGAGAGUCGGAAGUCAAAUCAAUAUAAUAGAAUAGGUUUGCAGGUAACUUGACAGGUUGUUUUUUUAUCACCGGCGGGUGAUUUUAUGGGAGAUAACUGAUGGAGUAGUUUGUGCACUCAAGCAGCCUCGAGAGCUUAUACCCUCAGCUAGUGGCUUUGUCAUGUUUAUCUCCAAAGGCCAUGGAUGAUAGCACAUGCUGGAUUCUCUUGGGAGUCGCUUGCUGGAGUGAAAGCAUUUGUUGGUUGAUUGUCAGAGUUGAGAAUGAAUCUUCCGUAGCUGUCCAAUUUACCCAGCAUCAGGGGAACUAUAUUUCACCGUUGUCAUGUUAUCUCCAAAGGCCAUGGAUGAUAGCACAUGCUGGAUUCUCUUGGGAGUUGCUUGCUGGAGUGAAAGCAUUGGUUGGUUCAUUGUCAGAGUUGAGAAUGAAUCUUCCAUAGUUGUCCAAUUCACCCAGCAUCAGGGGAACUAUAUUUCACCCUUGUCAUGUUAUCUCCAAAGGCCAUGGAUGAUAGCACAUGCUGGAUUCCCUUGAGAAUCGCUUGCUGGAGUGAAAGCAUUGAUUGAUUCAUUGUCAGAGUUGAGAAUGAAUCUUCCGAAGCUGUCCAAUUCACCCAGCAUCGGGGGAACUAUAUUUCACCAUUGUCAUGUUAUCUCCAAAAGGCCAUGGAUGAUAGCACAUGCUGGAUUCUCUUGGGAGUCGCUUGCUGGAGUGAAAGCAUUGGUUGAUUGAUUGUCAGAGUUGAGAAUGAAUCUUCCGAAGCUGUCCAAUUUACCCAGCAUCAGAUCUGCUCUCUUAGCUUGUGAGGCUCACCGAUUGUAGCAAGGUGGUCAAGACCGUCUCAAAAGGGCCAUCCAAUGCAGAAAUGAAGAGAGAGAACACGGAUACUGUUAUCAUCUCAUGGUUCUCCGGUGAUUAUCGAGAUCAAAGAUGGCUGCAGAUCCAAAUCACUGUUGGUCUAUUUCCAUUAUGUAGUUCUACAAACAAACUGCACUGGAAAAGUGACCGAUGAGAGGGAGCAUCAGGCAUUUGGUACCAAGCGAAAGUUCUGCGGUUUUGGUUGCUUGUUAUUUGAAUGCUAUGAGGAGGCUUCUCUGGGCUCCUUACACGCUGUUCCUGUUAAGGCUGUUCUAUUAUGAUAUUUGUAAAUUUUAGCGUGACUUUGGUAAAUUAGUCAUGUUCUAACUCGGUCCAUGGUACCAGGCUUAUCAAAGGUUGAAGUCAUCAAAGAACCAUCGAACUCAAGGCACUAAUCCUCAUGAGCUGAAGAUAACUAAUUUAUUUUA
Molecule: messenger RNA, 3338 nt
Organism: Punica granatum (pomegranate)
Lineage: Eukaryota; Viridiplantae; Streptophyta; Magnoliopsida; Myrtales; Lythraceae
Source: RefSeq, a predicted model, not a curated record